Astyanax mexicanus (Mexican tetra) is the source of this 2675-nucleotide messenger RNA. Its product is annotated as serine/threonine-protein kinase pim-1-like. The record is from RefSeq and is a predicted model, not a curated record. Gene Ontology annotation, biological process: negative regulation of apoptotic process; regulation of mitotic cell cycle; protein autophosphorylation. The transcript is spliced from 6 exons. Gene Ontology annotation, molecular function: ATP binding; protein serine/threonine kinase activity. Gene Ontology annotation, cellular component: cytoplasm. Lineage: Eukaryota; Metazoa; Chordata; Actinopteri; Characiformes; Acestrorhamphidae. Bases 71 to 871 code for a protein of 266 amino acids.
AGGAAGCAGCAGUGUUGUAGUGCUGAUCUCAAGCAGUUAGGCUUGUUAUCUUGAAGUUCAUCAGAAGAAGAUGGAGGAGUUUGGAUUAAGGAGAGGAAAGAGGAAGAGAGAAGACGAGGAGGAGAUUUUCCAACAAACAGAUGAUCUUCCCAAAUCUGAUUUCUUCGAAAGAAAGAGAAAGAAGCCCAAAGUAGAACAACAGCCCAGGAAACAGAGGCGCAUUCAGAGGAGAAGUCCCAGACUGCGAAAAGCCAACAAGCCAGAUACCUUCGAAUCUCUCUACACUGUUGGAGAGAAACUCGGCGAAGGAGGGUUUGGAUCGGUCUUUGCAGGAACGCGUGUUUCCGAUGGCCUACAGGUGGCCAUAAAAUUUGUCCGGAAACGGGAGGAUGAACGAUACAUCCAAAACCCUGAAGAUUCCAGGUCCAUUCCUGUAGAAGUGGCCGUGAUGCAGAAGAUGAGCGAAACACCUGUUGAUAGUGUCAUACGACUCAUCCAGUGGUUUGAUGAGCCUAAGCGCUAUAUUUUGAUUCUAGAGCGCCCUUAUCCUUGCAAAGGCCUGGAUACCUUAAUUGACAUAUAUGGAGGCUCUCUUAGUGAAGAAAUGGCCAGAAUAUUUAUGUUGCAGGUAGUGCAGGCAGUGUUUGAGUGCCAAAAGCGAGGUGUCAUCCACAGAGACAUCAAAUUGGAGAACAUAUUGAUCAACAUGGAGACCUCAGAGAUCAAACUGAUCGAUUUUGGCUGUGGUGAUUUAAUCAAAAGAUUUGGAUACAAUUAUUUUGAAGAUGAGAGUGAGAUGGAGUCUUGGUUCUGCAGCAAACUACAAAAUUCAAACACUACCUUAAAAAAUAUGAUCCUAAGAAUACCCUAGUGUCCCAUCGUCACUUAAACAGUAUAAAUGAAGUUCUGUGCGCAGCUCAGUUUUUCUUUCUCUUUUAUUUUCUCAGGCACCUUUCAAUACUGCCCACCUGAGUUCUUCAUAACAGGGAGGUACUGCGCCACUCCUGCAACAGUGUGGUCUUUGGGAGUGCUACUGUACGAAAUGGUCUGUGGAUCUGUACCAUUUAAAGAUGAAAGUGAAAUCAUUGGCGGUCCUCUGCGCUUUAAAGACGACCUGUCAGAUGAGUUCUGCGAUCUAGUUAGAUGGUGUCUGCAGCGCGAACUAAUUUCGAGGCCAAGUUUACAGCAGAUCUUAAAGCACAAGUGGUUUAUGCCCAGCUUCCCAGCCCAGAUCGCGGAGAAAAUCACCAAAAGAUCAUCAGCACAAAGAGCAGAGAUAGUUUAAAGUAUAUUGAGCUUAGUUUAAAAUUGAAAGGCAAUCACUACAGUGGAAAAACUGUGAAAUGCUGUGCACACAUGACAUUAAUUCUCCAUAGGAACAUGCACAAAAUAUGUUCCAAAAUAAAAAGCAAAACCAUUUUUUUUACGUCGCUGUACACUAAAAUAUUAUACACAAAGAUUUGUAUUUACAUUUGCUCUUGUUUUAUACAGGCAAAUGGAUAGAACUUAAACAUUACUGUAGUAGUUCCAGUUCGCAGUUAGAGCUGAGCUCCGGUAGAGGUUUUGGUUUUGUAACUAAAAAACAUGAACUGCAGAUUUACUGUUGAAAUAAAUUAAAUUAAAGAGUUCAUGUUUUAUACAGCCAUUGGUUUAAACAUGAUGUUAGAGGUUUUGUUUUUUAUUUUGGUUCAUAUUCUGCAUGAUAGUAGUUGAGGUAUCCGGUGUCGGCCAGAGGAGGAUGGUUUCUUCUUUUGAGUCCUGGAUCCUCUCAAGGUUUCUUCCUGCUGAUCUGAGGGAGUUUUUCCUUGCCGCUGUCGCCUUUGGCUUGCUCAAAAGAGGCUCGGACCCGGAUAUCUGUGACGCUGCUUCACAGCAUUCUUUAAAACUAAAUGUAACUGAUACUAUGAAAAAUAAAUGUCAUGUGUGCAUUGCUUUGUUAAAAUGGUUGGAUUUAAAACUCAAGGAUUCUGCAGCAGAGAGCAGGAGUGGAAGAUCACUCAUAGGUGGAGCACAAGGUUAUGAAAUCUGUAGAGAAGUGGGUUAAACAGAGAGGAAGAAAAAAGAGUCCAGACCUAAUAACAGAGAGCAGACAGAGAUAGAUAAACCCGUUGAGCAGUACAGAUCACUGAGAUUGUAGUGGAAAUAAGGGAAUAAUGAGGUAAAAUGGUGUUAAGAUUUUAUCAGAGGUAGAGAUUAAGGAAUUUGAGGAAAGCAUAAAGCUAGAGACAUAAAGUGGCAAAUGGAUUUUAGCUCCCCCUAGUUUAAGUGUGGUACAAGACGUGGAGCGGUGUGCAAAAGCAGGCUCUGUGUCAGGCUCUGGGUUUUAAUGGAAGACUGUGGUUAUAGGGUGGAAUAAAUGGUCUGUCUCCAUGUGAUAGUUAGGUCUGUGAAGUGAUCUUGGAGGGGAGUGGGUCUUACUGUUGAGGCUUCUGGAGGCAGCAUUGGCUUAAUAUAGUGAAACGCUGUUGAAGUGAGGUGCCUACCUGUUGACCCCUGGGAAGAGCUGGUGAAGUAGUGGGUGAAUCCACUACUAGUUAAUAACAUUUGUUAGGUUCCGCAUUUAUUGUACUUAUUCUGUAUUAUUUCAUGUUUUUCCACUCUAGUGAUUGUUUUUUUUAAAUUUGGCACUAAUUAUUUUAUAUGUAUUACUUACAUUAAACUUUAUUUAAAUUGCA